CGCCGGGGAUAAAGACGGGCGGCGCGGGAACCAGCUCCAGGCAGCUGGGCGGUGACACCUGAGGGUCCCUGAGUGGCGAGCUUCCUAGGGGCGCCAUGAGCUGCAUCAACCUGCCCACCGUGCUGCCCGGCUCCCCCAGCAAGACCCGGGGGCAGAUCCAGGUGAUUCUAGGACCCAUGUUCUCGGGAAAAAGUACUGAGCUGAUGAGACGGGUCCGUCGCUUCCAGAUCGCCCAGUACAAGUGCUUGGUCAUCAAAUACGCCAAAGACACUCGGUAUAGCAGCAGCUUCUCCACGCAUGACCGAAACACCAUGGAGGCACUGCCAGCCUGCCUGCUCCGGGAUGUGGCCCAGGAGGCCCUAGGCGUGGCUGUCAUAGGCAUCGACGAAGGGCAGUUUUUCCCAGACAUCGUGGAGUUCAGCGAGACUAUGGCCAACGCCGGGAAGACCGUGAUUGUGGCUGCACUGGAUGGGACCUUCCAGAGGAAGGCCUUCGGGACCAUCCUGAACCUGGUGCCCCUGGCGGAGAGUGUUGUGAAGCUGACGGCGGUGUGCAUGGAGUGCUUCCGCGAAGCCGCCUAUACCAAGAGGCUGGGCGCAGAGAAGGAGGUAGCCGCCACCUGCCUUCUGGCGGGGGGGGGGGGGGGGGCGGGGGGGGGGGCGGGGGGGGCGGAGGCGCCCCGCCCCGCCUCAGCCCAUUCAGCCCAUGGCUCUUUGCAUCUCCGCGGCCAGGUCGAGGUGAUCGGGGGCGCAGACAAAUACCACUCCGUGUGCCGCCUGUGCUACUUCAAGAAGGCCUCGGGUCUGCCCGCCGGGCCGGACGGCAAGGAGAAUAAGGAGAACUGCCCGCUGCUGGGGAAGCCGGGAGGGGCCUCGGGGGCCCGCAAGCUGUUUGCUCCGCAUCAGGUCCUGCAGUGCAGCUCGGCCAACUGAGGCGUGGGCGCCUGGGGAGCGCCGGCUCCCUUCCCGCUGCCGCCCCCUGGCGGACGCUUGCAGGACUGCCCCCGCCCUCGUGCGGCGCAGCCUUUCCAGAGGAGGAAGUGGAGGGGGGUGGGGUGCGGGGACGGAACUUUCGGCGGCGGUGCGCUUUCCCCGGGCUGGUGGUCUGCACGUCCCGUUUCCCCUUUCCUGCCCGCCGGCGCUUUCUUGGUUCCCUUCCCCGCUGCGGAUCCACUCCUGAGCUCAGGGUCUGGCCACCCACCGCGGACACCCGCCCCCUCCUCCCGUGGGGUGAGGGGCCGAGCCACACACUGGCGACACUACCGCUGGCCGCUUCUUCCCCCUUGUGGCUUUCACUGUUGAGUUUCUGUUCUCGCUGGGAAGUCCGUUCCCCAGUUGCUCCGGCUCAGCACAGUGUCAUCCCACGCAAAAAUUUCUGUUGGCCUGGAAAGGGCUCCUGGUCCCUCAGGGUGGCUGGACUUCUGCCUUCUGGCUUCCCUUCGGGCUAAAAGCUCUUCCCUCUCUCUGGUGGUCAUUUUCUCCAGAAUUAUAGCUUCUCUCACAUGAGGGACACUUACCCUAGUGGGGCCCAGAUCCCAGGGGCUUAUCUUUUAAAGGGGGGGGGUAGGGU
Messenger RNA from Neofelis nebulosa (Clouded leopard), 1569 nucleotides. It is a transcript of the gene TK1, whose product is annotated as thymidine kinase 1. The transcript has 6 exons. Gene Ontology annotation, biological process: thymidine metabolic process. The record is from RefSeq and is a predicted model, not a curated record. Bases 96 to 932 code for a protein of 278 amino acids. Gene Ontology annotation, molecular function: thymidine kinase activity; ATP binding. NCBI's taxonomy places the organism in Eukaryota, Metazoa, Chordata, Mammalia, Carnivora, Felidae.